Suillus paluster is the source of this 549-nucleotide messenger RNA. RefSeq lists its product as uncharacterized. Bases 1 to 549 code for a protein of 182 amino acids. NCBI's taxonomy places the organism in Eukaryota, Fungi, Basidiomycota, Agaricomycetes, Boletales, Suillaceae. The transcript has a single exon. The record is from RefSeq and is a predicted model, not a curated record.
AUGACCAAAAGAAACAACAAUAUCAAAGCUACUCAGGCUCAUGCAGCUCGUUGGCCCAAUAAGCCCACUUCUCCGUCUCGUUCACAAGCAGAGCAUAGCCCCAUCAUUGAUGCUGAACACGAAGGCUCAAGUGUGCAUGACAUGGGGUCACACAGCACAGCACAUGUCCCGAUAGAAAUUGACUUGGACGACAACUUGGAGUCUGACUGUGGAUACCUGGGUGGUGUCAAUGCAGAUUACUCAGGCAGUGAUUCGGAAUAUGAACCGGACACAUCAGAGAGCAAAUGGUCUGACGAUGAAAGCCUUUGUGAAUUUGGGGGCAAUGAUUUGGAGGAAAACUUGGCUGCUCUCAGAGCCGAGGCUGAAAGUUUUCAUGGUCACCCAAUGCCAACUAUUCCCAUGUUCGAGAAGAAGACAGCGGUAGAAUGGGAGAAGGCAGAAUGGAACAGGGCACUUGGAUAUAAUGGCCACUCGGGCCAAACAAAGGGGAGGCAUGACAAGGCUGCAAGAGAGCUUGUGGAGUACCGUGAAAAGAGGAAAACAUUGUGA